Mizuhopecten yessoensis (Yesso scallop) is the source of this 2462-nucleotide messenger RNA. RefSeq names its product histidine N-alpha-methyltransferase-like. NCBI's taxonomy places the organism in Eukaryota, Metazoa, Mollusca, Bivalvia, Pectinida, Pectinidae. The transcript has 8 exons. The record is from RefSeq and is a predicted model, not a curated record. Gene Ontology annotation, molecular function: methyltransferase activity. Bases 127 to 1092 code for a protein of 321 amino acids.
UGUGUGGUGUCCUUUCUUACAGGUGAGACGUACAGGUGAAUCGGGAUUCUCUUAUCGUGAAACUGACCACAUUGCCAUCUCAUACUAGACAACCAUUUGGAACAGUUGAAAUUAACUGAACAAGACAUGGAUGAUACAAGCAGGCAACUCCUGGUGAAGGGCCUGACAUCUUUCCCGAAGUACAUACCAACUUGGUACAAUUAUGAUGAAGUCGGAUCAGAGCUAGAAGACAAGUGUACCAUAGAUAACACAGGCUAUUACUUAAGACGUAGCCAAAUCUCCAUUCUGGAAACAUCGGUACAGGACAUUAUCCCAUCCGUUCCAUACGAUUUCUCAUUGGUUGACCUGGGAAGCGGAAGUUGUACUAAGACAAGAUAUUUUCUGGAUGAAAUGCUGCUACGACAGAAACAGUUAACGUUUUACCCAGUUGACAUCUCAGGAGAUUUUCUGAUGAAAACUGUGGAACAAAUUUCAAGUGAAUACGGGGAGAAUUUAACGAUAUCGCCGGUGACAGCAAGUUAUGAAAGCGGCCUAGAACAUCUACGGUAUGAGGACGGUCCAAAGAUUAUUCUAUGGUUCGGUAGCAUCAUCAAUUUAUCAUAUGAAGACCAAGUUGAUAAACUCAAGUUGAUAUCAAGUAUGAUGACAGAUAAAUGUCAUCUGGUAUUUAGCGUUGACAUAACACAAGACAAGAAAGCGGUGCUUAAGGCAUACAACGAUGAAGCAGGUCUUGAGAAGAAGUUCUUUCAAAAUGGGGUUUUAAGACUGAACAGAGAUGAACACAGCCAAAUCCAUCUCGACAAAUUCCAUUAUAAGUUUGAUUUUAUCUCCGAUCCGUCUCCUAAAUACAUGAGCUACUUCAGAGCAUACAUACAGGCAAAGGAGCACCUUUACUAUUCGAUUCCUGGGCUUAACCUGGAUAUCGAAUUCGAGAAAGGCGAGCGCCUGUAUUUACAUGAAGGUCAGGGAGUAAGCUGUAAAUACACCAAGGAGCAAAUACAGAACCUGACAGCUAGGGCUGGGCUCCUACUUACAGACACAUGGACGGACGAAAAACAACACGCCAUGUUCUGCCGAUGUAAAAUUCAAUGAUAUAUACCUUUUUCCGUGUUUCGAACGUCAGGGUAGUGUUAACUUUAUUAAAGUUGACUUCAUAAGCAAACGCAAACGUAAAUGCAGUUUACUGCAGAUGAUUACUAGCUUCGCUUACACUUAUUUUCGCAAACUGACGUCUCUGUACUUACGCGAGGACUUUACUCUUCGUAUUUAUCUUACUCUAAGCAUAAAUAAGUGUACGCGUGAUUCUUGCAUUGCAAUCAAUAUUUAACGCGAGUUAACGCGAAAACAACAGUGGCGCGAAAAAUAAUUUACCUACUGUAUAUAGAUUAAAAGUUUGAAGACAGCAAUAUCUAUUAAUGAAUGAAAGGAAUAAGCUAUCGAUACCCAUUAUACAUGUGUUGAAUCAUCACUGUCUUGUAAAUAAUCUUAAUGCAUCAUUUCAUUGUGUAGCUUUCUUUCAUGGACAACAUAUUCCGAUGAAAAUCUUUUGUUAAGGAGAUUCAUGUCAAAAUGACGCAGCGUAUAUCAUAACGACGUGUUGAACACAUUAGGAUUUUAGACAUUUUGAAAUGAUAUCUCUAGUGUUUCACGUUUAAUUUGACUAUUGUAAAAACAUUUAUUGCAUUUGAGCUUUAUUUCGGUACUGGAAUUUUAGCGCUGCACGCAUUGAAGGAACACUCUUGUCAUUGAAUAUUUUUCUUUGUUUCAAACAUAUGAAACAUUGACCUGUGUUAUUUAAUAAUUUGCUUUUUACAACGAAAAUUCCAGUGACACUAAAUUGCUUCGAAAUCUAACUAUUACUCGAGGAAACAUGCUUGUAUUCCUAUUAACAGCUGAAAUGGGGUUUUUAUCCUUUCAUUUUUAAGUGGCAUAAACGAAAAGGGUUGGUUUUUACAUUGUCUAAAAUUCAAUCUUGUAGGUUUUAGUCAAUGAUUAGAAGCGUAUACUUCGUAGAAAACUGCAGUGUAUGUUUCUACCCUUCUAAAAUAUGUUUUAGUUUUGUUGUUUUUUUUGUUUUGUUUUUAUUUUUGUUUUCAAUUAAUUAUAUCUUUAUAGCAAUAAUCAUCAAAACCAAAAGGUGCUGUUCUUAAAUAACAGGCUUUUUUGUAUAUACAUAAAACUCUAUUAGCAUAAUGUUGUAUGCAUUCAUUAUAUUAUUUUCAGUGUAUUGUGUAAUUACAUAUCAUGCAAAAUAUGUCCAAUGAUAUUUUUUCUAGAAUAUGUACACUGACAAUAAUUGCUAUUUGCUAUUAAGAAAACAAUUACGUGUUUCUACAGCAAAAGCUCACCGUGGAAAGCAUAGAAAUUCACUAUUUGAUUGAGAUAAUAAGAAUGAUAUAACCUUAUAUGACGACUUUAUAUGUGAUGCAUUAUAAAUAUAUAUGUACAAAAUUGUAUAUACA